AUGUCUAAUCAACCUCCAAUUGCUUCAAGCCAAACUGAAGUAGGAGAAGCUACUUCCAAAAUAAAGAGAAAGAGUAUGAAGCCAAGAUCAAUUAUUUGGGAUCACUUAACCAAGUGGAAUUCUACUUAUCUGAUAUUAAGUUCUGCUCUGAAGUUUGAAAAUGCAUUUGAAAGAUAUGCAACUGUAGAUCCAUACUUUAAAAUUGAUCUUCAAUCAUGUGAGAGUAAUGGUGUGCCAGAUAGUCUAGAAUGGGAAUAUAUUGGAAAAAUUGUUGAAUUUUUGGGACAUUUUUAUGAACUUACUUUGAGAAUUUCUGAAUCUAGAUAUGUUACUUCUAAUAUAUUUUUUUAUGAGAUUAGUUCUAUUUGUUUGUUGCAAGAGUGGAAAUCAAGUAAUGACUUGGAGUUGUCAUGUAUGGGAGAGAAGAUGAAGCUUAAAUUUGAUAAAUAUUGGGGGGAGCUUGAUAAGAUGAAUAAAAUUAUUUACAUUGUAGUGGUGGUUGACUCUCGAUAUAAGUUAGAAUUUAUGCAUUUUGCUCUUUCAACUGUGUAUGGAAAAGAAAAAGGUACAGAAUUAGCAAAGAAGGUUAAAUUGUUUGUGUAUAAAUUAUUUGAUGACUACAAGAGAAUAUUUCAAUCUGAAAAUGCAAAUAAACACAUUGAAAAUGUAAGUGAGAGCAUCGAGGAAGGAACAAAAAAGAAACCUAGAAUGAGAUUGGGACAUCAAUUCAUGCAACAUAAAAUAGAGAUUGGUGAAGCGAAGAGCAAGUCUGACUUAUACUCUUAUUUGAAUGAGGACAUUUUAGUGUUGGAUGAGAAAGAAGAUUUUGACAUGUUAAAAUGGUGGAAAAUGAAUGCUAAUAGGUUUCCUAUCUUAUCACACAUGGUGAAAGAUAUAUUAGCGGUUCCUAUAUUCACAGUUGCUUAA
Molecule: messenger RNA, 927 nt
Organism: Manihot esculenta (cassava)
Lineage: Eukaryota; Viridiplantae; Streptophyta; Magnoliopsida; Malpighiales; Euphorbiaceae
Product: zinc finger BED domain-containing protein RICESLEEPER 2-like
Exons: 2
Coding region: 1-927 (308 amino acids)
Molecular function (GO): protein dimerization activity; DNA binding
Source: RefSeq, a predicted model, not a curated record